UUUGAAGAGGACCAGGCAAGAUUAUGUCAUGCUUGCUGCUUUGGAUGAGACGGAAGAGCUAGUGGACGGUGGGAAGAAAGGAGCAAUUGAUGACCUGGAGCAAGGUGAAUUAGAAGCGUUCAUUAAUUCGCUAGGUGUGUCCAAGUACUCAAACAGUUUCCUCGUGGUGGAGGAGGAAGAAGGAGGAAAAGAGAAGCUGGCAAAGAAGGAGAAAGUCAGCAAAAAGGAAAGUGGUGCCUCUUCACUCGAAGGAAAGAAAGCAAAUCAAGUCAAAGAAAAGAAAGGAAAGGAACAGAUCAGUGUUGGCAAAGAUGGUAAGAAAAAGUCAGCUCCUUGUAGUGAAGAUCCAGUAGCAAAGAAAGAGAAGCAGGAAGACAUCUUUGAAUUUCAUGCUAGGCAAGUCUUGCUGAUCAAACCCGGGGGAAAGUGGCAUGAUCUAGAGUAUACCAAGGAAUUCUCUUCCGAGCAAGAAAAUCAGGCUCUUGCGUCAAGUUAUAAAACUUUGGCCCAAAAGCUGUACCAGCAUGAGGCAGAGAUGUACAAGAAUAAGACAAAUCUUCAGAAGGGAUCCUCUUCAGCUUGGAUGAAAACCGUCGUGUCAUCCGGGACGCUAGGUGACAGGAUGGCAGCCAUGACCCUUCUUAUCCAGGACAGUGCUGUCCAAUCUUUCCAAUUUGUUGAGACCUUGGUGAACCUUAUCAAAAAGAAGGGCAGCAGGCGCCAGAGCCUAAUGGCUUUGGAUACUUGCAAGGAACUCCUUGUUUCAGAUCUUUUACCAGACAAUCGUAAGCUGUACACUUUCUCUCAACACCCUUUCCACAAACUAGAGAAGCUAUCCAGUGGCAACAGGGACUCAAGGGACAGGCGACUGAUACUGUGGUACUUUGAGCAUCAUCUGAAGCAGUUGGUAGCAGAGUUUGUGCAGACAUUAGAAUCGCUGAGUCACGAUGCUUUGGUGGCAACGAAGGCCCGAGCACUUGCAGUGGCUUAUGAACUUCUCUGUAAUAAGCCAGAGGAGGAGAAAGCUCUUCUUGUGCAGCUGGUAAAUAAACUGGGAGAUCCUCAAAACAAAAUUGCCACCAAAGCCUCUUAUCUGCUGGAGACCUUACUUCAUAAACACCCAAACAUGAAAGGAGUAGUGUGUAAUGAAGUGGAACGGCUUCUGUACCGAUCAAACAUUAGUGUGAAAGCCCAAUACUAUGCAAUUUGUUUUUUAAAUCAGGUUGUCCUCAGCCAUGAGGAGAGCGAGCUGGCUAAUAAGCUGAUAACUCUAUAUUUCUGCUUUUUUCGGACUUGUAUCAAGAAAAAGGAUGUUGAAUCUAAAAUGCUUAGUGCUCUUCUGACUGGCGUAAACAGAGCUUACCCCUAUGCUCAGACUGGUGAUGAGAAAGUGAAAGAGCAAAUGGACACUUUGUUUAAAGUAUUACAUCUUGUGAACUUCAGCACUAGUGUCCAGGCCUUGAUGUUGCUUUUCCAAGUAAUGGACUCUCAUCAGACAGUGUCAGACAGAUACUAUGCAGCACUGUACAAGAAGCUGCUCGAUCCAGGGCUAGCACUGUGUUCAAAGCAGUCCAUGUUUCUUAACCUUGUCUACAAGUCUCUGAAGGCAGAUGUAGUGCUGCGGCGGGUGAAAGCCUUUGUGAAGAGGUUGCUCCAAGUCACAUGUGGACAAAUGCCUCCGUUCAUUUGUGGAGCCCUGUACCUUGUGUCUGAGCUUCUUAAAGUAAAACCAGGGCUACGAGUCCAGUUACAGGAUCAUGUGGAGUCAGAUGAAGAAGAAUGCUUCCAUGACCAGGAAGAAGCUGACGAAGAGGAGGAAAGGUUCACAGAUGCAGACAAAGAAAUAGAAGCUGAAAGAGAGAGCAUAACAGAACAUUCUGUCAAAGAUCCAAAUUCAGCAACCUCGUGGGUGCAUCAUCAGAAUGUGGGAGGUGGAAAGAAUUUACAUUGUUAUGAUCCAUUGCACCGAAAUCCUUUAUACUGUGGUGCUGAUCGUACAAGUCUUUGGGAGCUGAAAAAGCUUUCUGAACACUUUCAUCCAUCUGUGGCCCUCUUCGCAAAAACAAUUCUAGAAGGCAAUUACAUUCAGUACUCAGGUGACCCGCUACAGGAUUUCACAGUAAUGAGGUUCUUGGAUCGCUUUGUGUACCGAAAUCCCAAGCUUCAUAAAGGCAAAGAGAGCAUCAGCAGUGUGGUAAUGCAGCCAAAGAAGAAACAGUCAGUGAAUGACGUGAGAAAUCUUGCUGUCAACAGUAAGGAAUUCCUAGCCCACGAUGAAAGCAAAAUUCCAGUGGAUGAAGUGUUUUUCCACAGAUUUUAUAAAAAGUUUGAUAAAGAAAAAGAGAGACGAAAACAUCAGGUGGAUGAAGAAAGUGUGGAAGAUGUGGAUGAUGACGAGUUUGAAAAAAUACUGGAUUCAUUUGAAGGUGAUAAUUACUUUGAUGCUAGUGGCCAGGAUAACCUUGAUUUUGCUGGCAAUGUUAAAAAGCAGCCCAAAGGUGGUAAGAAGCACAAAGGAGGGGAGGAAUCCAAUGCUGACUGGGAAGAUUCUGAUGACCAAGAUGAAUUUAGUGAGCUGGAUGAUGAAGUCGUCUCCCUGGGGAGUAUGGAAGAAGACUUUGGAGAGGAUAUAGAUGAAGAAGGAGGUGCAUUUAUGGAUGUCACAGGUGAUGAAGAUGUAAACAGUGAAGAUCAGAUCAAGUCUGUCACUACUAAAAAAGGCAAAAGGAAGAAAGAUAUAGAUUUUGCUGGAUCAUUUGAAGGAGCAAAACAAGGAAAGAAAAGAAAACUCAAAGAUGCUGGCAUGCUUGCUGCUGCAGAAGAGUUUGGCUAUCUGCUGGAUGAAAACAUUGGGUCCCAGUUUGAUAAUGUUGGCAUGAAUGCAAUGGCUAACAAAGAUAAUGCAAGUGUCAAACAACUCAAGUGGGAGACGGAGCGUGACAGAUGGCUUCACAACAGAGAUGUGAAAAGUAUUAUCAAGAAGAGAAAGCAGUUCAAAUACAAAGGGCUGAAAAACAAACAUAAAAGCAAAAAGUCAAAAAAAUAAAUCAUACACUUUAUUAUGGACCUUUUUAAACCAA
Alligator sinensis (Chinese alligator) is the source of this 3080-nucleotide messenger RNA. It is a transcript of the gene CEBPZ, whose product is annotated as CCAAT enhancer binding protein zeta. The record is from RefSeq and is a predicted model, not a curated record. NCBI's taxonomy places the organism in Eukaryota, Metazoa, Chordata, Crocodylia, Alligatoridae. The transcript is spliced from 16 exons. The coding region runs from base 29 to 3046 and encodes 1005 amino acids. Gene Ontology annotation, cellular component: nucleus.